AUGGUUUGGCAUUCAUUCAUGCUGAACCCCCAUGCCUAUGCCGAGUUCUGUACGAUCACCCGCCCCGGUGGGGCCGGUGAUGGUGGGAUUCCAUGGCUACCAGUUGAUCUAUCACCCGAUCUCCUCGAGUCUCUGAAGGCACAAGUCAAAACGCACCCCGACGUUCUCGAGCUUCUCUCUGCCGAAAUCGAUCACACCGAGACAGUGCUUUCAAAACAAGCUCUCCGAUUCUCACCGUCUGUUCUUGACCUAGCAGCUGCGGUCCACCGGCAAGCAGCUUUCGCUCGCAAAAUGACGAGAUUUGGUUGGAUACGCAGCCCUAAUGUCGAUUCUAUGCUAGGCCGCGCAAUAUCUCGGUACCGCAACUUCUUUUCUCUUUUCGCCGUGGCAAACCAUGCCACUGUUCCUACCAUUGACAUUGACCUAGUUUGGCACACACACCAACUCUCGCCAGCUCAAUACACCCUCUACUCUGAGAAGGCCGCUCAGGGCCGUUUCAUCAACCACAACGAUAACAUCGAGCAAGCCGAUAUUCUCUCUGCCUUCCAGAGCACAAGAGCACUGUAUCAACGUGUUUUUGGCGAAGAAUACGUUGUCUGCAACAGCUGGUUCUGCGAAGCGGCUCGCUCGAAGCCCACUGACAGCGGUGCCAUUUCAGAGUCUCGAUUGACGGCCCUUCAAAGCCUCAUCAAAGAAUCAAGCUUGCGCUCACCGGUUCAACUUGACCUAGCUGAAUGUGAUUGCCACAAAGUUGGAAUACAUGGUGCACGGGGAGGAGCUGACAGGGCAGUUGCUAGUUGCGGAGACUGUAAUAGUAGCUGCAAUGCUUCAUAA
Messenger RNA from Podospora pseudocomata, 834 nucleotides. RefSeq lists its product as uncharacterized. The transcript is spliced from 2 exons. NCBI's taxonomy places the organism in Eukaryota, Fungi, Ascomycota, Sordariomycetes, Sordariales, Podosporaceae. Bases 1 to 834 code for a protein of 277 amino acids. The record is from RefSeq and is a predicted model, not a curated record.